ACUCAUAGAAUUUGGAGUUUGGGUCUCUGAUAUGGCUUUAUGUAUAAGAUCCAGCAAUGUUUUGUGUAAUAGUCUCCUGCUUCAACUUAUGAGAGCAACUAGCAUACAGUCUUGUUUAGUUAGACAACACUGUUUGUUUACUGCUGAUGCAAAUAGGACAGAAAGUAUACAUCUUAAGAGAAAGAUCCAGCUGACAAGGAACACAUUGCCUUCAUUGACAUGGAGUAUAGUUAGAGCUUAUUCAAAGAAAGGGAAAGACAAAGGUGGUAAGGGACACAAAAAGAUUGACCUGGCUCCAGAACAACUGGAAGGCUUAGUCAACAUGGAGAAGGUGAAUGAGGAAUUCAACCAUGUGUUGGAAGAUCUGCAUGAGAAGUUUAUUCACCAAGUGACUUUGAGAACAUCUAUAGGUGCUUUUGAUAAUCUUGUUGUGAAGACACCAGAGGGUAAUUUUCCUUUGAUACAACUGGGCCAGGUGUUACAGAAAUCUCCUCAGUUAUUGACUAUAGACUUGGCAACUAGCCCUCAGUAUAUCACCAAUGUGAAAGAAGCUCUCAUGGGAUCAGGAAUGAAUAUUAACCCUCAGCAAGAUGGAACUAGUCUUUUUGUACCUAUUCCCAAAGUAACUCGUGAACACAGAGAGAAUCUGUCUAAGAAUGCUAAAGCUCUGAGUGAGAAGUCUAAAAAACAAUUGAGAGAUAUUUUCUCCAAGUAUUCUAAGAAAAUCAAGUCAUCCAAAGAAGGACAUUCAGCAGAUGAUUUACAAGCUGCUGAAGAUAAGGUACAAGAAAUGAUGCACCAAGUGUUACAUAAAGUGGAGGAGAUAACUGCUGCUAAACAACAAGAGCUUCUUGGAGGAAAAUAGAUUAGCAAUUUUCAUCACAUGAAUAGUUUCAGUUGUUUAGGACUCUCAUCACAUAGUACCAUGUUGACCCAAUAAUCAUCUAUACAAUACCUGCUUUUUUUUUAAUCACAGUGUUAAGAAUAAUUUUUUUUUCCAUUGUGUUUUGCCAGUAAUUUGGGCAUUAGUAUGAUAGGAGUGUAAGAGAUUUGCAGGUCUUCGGUGAAUAGCUUUAGUGGAAUAAGCUUGAAAGUUGUACAAGCUGACAUAUUAGAGAAUAAGUGAUCUGUGAACUUUAGAGAAUAUGUUAUUUUAUAGAUAUUAGCAUCAGAGAGUUGGACAAAAACUUAGAACAUGAAGGAAAUACUAUUUCUAGUAUGUAGUUAAAGUUUUGCAAAUAAAAUAUGUGUAUCAGAGACUUGGACAAAAAUUUUGUUGGAGUCAGUGAUCCUGGUACAAUUUCAGGUAUAAAUACUUUAAGCAUUGCAGUAGUCUACACAUUACUUUUUACUUAUGAGCAUUUUUCUCUGUAACAUUGAUUUAGCUCUAAACAUUUAUUGGAAUAACCUUUAAAAUUAUUAUGAAAUAUUAUGUUCAUACUGUAAAAUUUCUUCAUUUCUAGCAAAUAUUUUAUAAAGUAAUUGUAAAGAAUAAAUUGUAAUUAAAAUUUGUUUAUGUCCAUGAGAUUGUGCUCACACUUGCCUUCAAAGUAGGAACCAGGGCUGGCCUUAGGCAAACUAGGCAGCCAUCUAGGGCCUCCGAUUGAUGGGGGCCUCGCACAGGACUCGAAAUAUUUUUUUUUAAGAGACAAAAUAGUGAAACUUCAUUAGUGCAGUAGUACACUAGGUUUUAAAUGAAAUUAAUUAUAUUUUUUUUCCCUGUUUAUUUUUCUAUUUCAUUUGGGGCCAUCAAAUUCAAUUCACCUAUCUAAGGCCGGCCCUGUUGGAACCUCAGACCACUUGUUGAUUUGACAUAGGUUUGUAGCAUAGAAUAUCAGGGCGUCCAUUCAAUCCUAUAAUGUUUGACGAAAUGAAGUGAUAGAUGUUCACCAUGUUCAUGAAGCUGAAAUGUUACAAGAUGUUUAUGGAAUAAAGUUUCUUGUUCUCUAUCCUGUCAUGAGAUUUACUGUUUAAGGAUUGUUAGUUGCGUUUUGACAAUAAAUAAAUACAUUUUAUUUUUUAAAA
This is a messenger RNA of Biomphalaria glabrata, 2025 nucleotides long. RefSeq names its product ribosome-recycling factor, mitochondrial-like. Gene Ontology annotation, cellular component: mitochondrion. The transcript is spliced from 7 exons. The record is from RefSeq and is a predicted model, not a curated record. Gene Ontology annotation, biological process: translation. Lineage: Eukaryota; Metazoa; Mollusca; Gastropoda; Planorbidae. Gene Ontology annotation, molecular function: ribosomal large subunit binding. Bases 32 to 865 code for a protein of 277 amino acids.